UCUUUUUUUCUCCCUUUCUCUUUUUCUUUCCUAGGGACCUUGGUUGAAGCUCUGCCAUAGCCAUAGCCAUAACCCAAAAGCUCUCUUUCUCUCUCUCUCUCUCUAUGUGAGGAAGAGUAAGCCCGAGUGAGUGUGAGACCGAUCUUGGUGCCGAACAAGGAGUCAUUGCCUUUCACCAUUUGGACCAAGCCAACCCACUCCAUUUCCCACUUCUUUCUCCUCCCUCUCUCUCUCUCUCUCUCUCUCUAAAACUCAUGAACAUACAAGCGGAUUGAAAUUGAUUGAUGAGAGUUUUGGAAGAGAUUGUUUGAUCAUGACUACUCCUUCUGCUAAUACCAAUAACUUGAUCUCCGUUCUUUGUGAUGAGCUCAAGUUCCAAUUUGAGCUGGAAAAGCAAACCUUUUGUGAUCUUAAAGUUGUCAAUAACACAGAACACAAUGUUGCAUUUAAGGUGAAAACCACAUCCCCCAAGAAGUAUUUUGUACGACCAAACACAGGCGUUAUACAGCCUUGGGACUCAUGUGUCGUCAGAGUGACCCUCCAAGCGCAACGAGAAUAUCCUCCGGAUAUGAAAUGCAAAGAUAAAUUUCUCUUGCAGAGUACAAUAGUGCCUGCAAAUACUGAUGUGGAUGACCUUCCACAAGAUACCUUUACCAAGGAGAGUGGAAUGGCUUUAGAGGAGUGCAAGCUUAGAGUUGUUUAUGUCACAGCUCAAGGAAACUUGGACGACGAAACAACAAGGAGCUCUAUGUGCAGCCCCGAUGGCAGUUCUAAUCAGGCUAUACAUCACUUGAAGGAAGAAAGAGAUUCAGCUGUUAGGCAAACAAUGCAGCUUCAGCAAGAUCUGGACUUGAUUAGAAGGCGAAUAUACAGAAAAGCUGACCCCGGAUUCUCCUUUACGUUUGCAGUAAUUGUGGGACUCAUCGGAAUCAUGGUCGGCUUCCUUUUUAACCUUUUAUCGUCGCCACCAACUACACAAAAUUAAACUUAUGUUCAACUUCUUCAUAAGAACUUUUUUUUUAAAUAAUUGUUUUUAGUUUUUUGGGUUGAAUUAAUUUGUAUAAACCUUUUUAAUUUUCAGUUGGGAUGGGAUGUUUGAUCGUUUACCUUCUCUUCUCUGUAUAUUGAAACUCAUUGCAAAAUUUAUGUUAUGAAUCUCCUGGUUUAUAGAUUA
This is a messenger RNA of Humulus lupulus (European hop), 1174 nucleotides long. Its product is annotated as vesicle-associated protein 2-1. The record is from RefSeq and is a predicted model, not a curated record. Gene Ontology annotation, biological process: endoplasmic reticulum membrane organization. Gene Ontology annotation, cellular component: plasma membrane; endoplasmic reticulum membrane. Lineage: Eukaryota; Viridiplantae; Streptophyta; Magnoliopsida; Rosales; Cannabaceae. The transcript is spliced from 8 exons. The coding region runs from base 314 to 985 and encodes 223 amino acids.